This is a messenger RNA of Thunnus maccoyii (southern bluefin tuna), 3532 nucleotides long. RefSeq lists its product as uncharacterized. The transcript has 2 exons. NCBI's taxonomy places the organism in Eukaryota, Metazoa, Chordata, Actinopteri, Scombriformes, Scombridae. The record is from RefSeq and is a predicted model, not a curated record. The coding region runs from base 871 to 1203 and encodes 110 amino acids.
AAGAGGAGGAGGAGGACGGGAAACAAGAGUAGAGAGGGAAACAGGAACAGAAAGUGAAGACUUGUCAAGAUGUCUGGGUGAGGGGGAUCAGAACAGAGAAGGAGCCGGAUGCCUAAACAGAAACAACAGAAGUUUGAGCAGCUGACUGGAUCAGACAGGAGGGGAGACUUGAACCUGCCACUUCACAAACGCCCGCGGGACACACCCAAACUCAACCACCCCUCUACAACUGGAUUAAACUAAAUCAAGAGCCAAAGGGCAAGAGGACAGGAGAGGACAAAGAGCAAGAAAACGGAAUAAACAGACUUGGCUGAUUUGCGGCUUUCUUCAAGAUCAGAAUCAUCACAACGGGGCCAUUUCAAAGAAAACCUUCCUAUAAACAGAUUUUCUUUUGGUCUCUUGGAUUUGUUUCAAAAAAAUGCUUUGGCCUUUUAACUGCUUGACAGGACACUUUAAGGAAGGAGGCAUAUAUGAAGUCACCCUCCACGUUUCCAGUGAUUCCAACUAACAUAAACAACAUAAGCCUGAGAGCAUACACAAACAUCACACAGUCAGCAGAUAGAAAUCUGCGUCUCAGGGCAUCUAUCUAAACUCCAAUCAUCAAAAGCAGGAGACAUGAGAACAUGAAAGCACUGAGGCUGACCUGAAAGUAAAACUUCAUAUCUUAAAACUCCAAAGCAGCAACCACAUAACAUAAAAGGACUUUAACUUAAAUUAAAAGCAUAUCUUAAUUAUUUUUGGUGUCUCCAGCUGCCUACUAUGCACAUUUACUGUCUUAUGAGCUUCACAAACCUCUAAAGGAUUAAUUGAAACUUUACAACUGCCAGACAGACUCAAUUAAAAGGAGUCACAGCCCCGUAUCCUAAAGCCAUGGAUGGGAAAACAGACAACAUCCAGGAUUUUUUCAACCAACUUUGGAGCUUUGCAACAGACAAACACAACCAGGGUGUCUACAACACAGUCUGCCUGGUGGUUCUUCUAAUUCUUCCCCUGCUGGUCCUCCUCACUACUUUGGUGGUGUGCUGCCACUGCUGUUGCUGUCGCCAUGCCAACGGCUGCUGUUGCUGCUGCUGCAAACACACUAUGGCAACUGCAGGGUCGGAAACGAAAAAGAAAAAAAAUGCGGCCAAUACGGAAGACUUGUGGAUCUCUGUGAAGACGGGGCCGAUGACACCUGACAGGGUUGCCCUGACCAUGGUGUAGGAAUCCCUUUAAAAAAAAAAAAAAAAAAUAUUGCUGAUCUUGGGUCAGUGGAUGCAGUGGAGCUGAUGAAGUGUCAAAGGGGCAAAAAACUCUGACUAUCUUGGACUCAAAGGAGGCUAAAGGAAAUGUUCAAACAAAUGGGGAGAACUUCACAUCGUAAUGGACACAGCUUUGGUUUAACAGUGUACAGAUUCUUGUAAUUUUGUAUUCAUAUAUAUGUGAAUAUAUAUCAUAUAUAUAUGUAGUAUGUGGAGGUUUUAUGACAAUGUUUACAGCAUUUUGUAUGAACUUUUUAGUGUGUGGUACAUAAAGGAAGAAAUAUGCUAGACACAAGCCUAUACAUACUUACAAAUGUGUGUGUGUGUGUGUGUGCUUGUGUGGUUAGGUUAGAGAGAGAGUGUGUGUAUGUGUGUGUGUGUGAGAGAGAAAAGUACAGUGUUAUUGAGAGCACUUUGUUCUUAGAGCUCCCAUGUGAAAUUCAUUGUGUCUGUAUUUGGGAGAGAGAGCCAAUUUAAGGACUGCCCAGUGUUGAGGUGGCUGUAAUGCUGCCUACUUUUCACAUGCAGGCUGCAAUCUAGACUGAUGAUUGACUCUCACUUUCUGAACUAAAAGCCUUCCAAAAUGUUGAACUCACAGCAUGCUGAAAGAAAACUAUACCUUCAUUCAUAUCAAUAUCUUUCCUGUUCUUGCUUUAUUUGCUGUUGCAGUAUUUAGGUCAAGGGAGCCUUAAAGGCACAAUUUUUAAUCCAAAUGUAAACAAAACCACCAACAAAAAUUUAAACCAAACAUUCCUCUCAAACUAAUAGUCUCUUAAUAAACUCAUUGAUACUAGAUAACAAAUAUAUCUAAAGUCAAUUAAGUUUUCCGGUUUGUUUAUAUCAAUAAUGCUUGGAAACCCAGCCACAGUCAAUUAUAUUCCGUUGAGAAACAAACAAUAAUCAUUUAUUUCAUCUUUCAGCUGAACUCCUCAAUUAUGCAAAUAAAUAUACCUCAGAGUUAUGUGGUCAAACAAUCAGUGCUUUAAAAGUACAAUUUUUUUUUAACUUAUUUACGUAGCAGAAACUCUGGAAUAAUCAAAUGAUUUGGGCUUUAAGUGGAUUGUGCCAGAAGGCUCAUUUUUUUAAAAGGUGUAUGACAUCUCUAAGCCUGAUACGCAGUAGCGUCUCAGCAGUAUCAUCGUCUUUAUGCAUUAGCUUACACUGGCACUAAGUUGAUCUUCUUGUUCAAGUGCUGCUGGGAAAACAGGCCCCACUCAUUUCAUUACUGCUCAGACAGAUACAGUCCCGUGUGGAAAUCGGGGUUCGUCUCUUCUGCUUCAUGUUCAGAGAGAGAAACUGUACUUGUUGGGCUUAAUUUGAAAGCUUGCCCUGCAAAAUAAAGCCCUUGUAGCAAUGCAUGAUCACUAAUCAGAGCUACGCCGCCCAUACUGAGAGGUUUGCCAAGAAAUAACAUCAUCGACAUGUUCAGAGGUUGGCUCAACAUGUUAUUGUGGUUUGUAUUUGUCAGAGGGAGAUAACAGUCAGUUCACAGAGUUUCUGUUUUUAUAUGACAGAGGCAGGCUUUCUUAACAGCACAUACAGUGAAAUAAUAGUCAAAUAGAUAAAAGACAGGAAAGAUAAAACUACAAAAACGCUUUCACAUGCAAGUGAGUUUUGAGAAGACAUUUUAGAAGAUGAUUCUGACACACAAACCUGAGAUACAAGGCAGGGAGUCACAGCUGGGCGUCCAAUGCUGCAAUAAUUAGACAACCCAACUGAUCACAGAUUUUGAGCAUUGAUGGGUGAAAAAUACCUGUCAUGUGAUCGUUGAUAUUUUGUUUUUAAGAUACGGGGGAAUUUGUUUUGCUUUCAGUUUUCUGCCAGUGGUUUCAUCAGUAUAAUUACAAGGAAAAAUGUAGGCAGGCAGGAAAAUUAUGGUUCUGCGAAAAUAAUCAACUAUUCUGGCAUGCAUGCAUAUUGAUAUUUUUUCAAGUUCAUUCCAGUUGGCCUCCGGCUGUACUCAGUUAGCAGCUGACCAUGAGUUACUGAUCCUCAUUAUCAGUUUUCAGAUCUAUCAUACUGUAGAGGAUUGUUAGUGUUUUUACAACCCUAUAAAUGUUUACUAUUCUGAGGUGUUAACAUGUUCACACCAUUCACACUUUUCUCCUCAACACCUAUUAGGCAGUAUUUGUCAUAUUGAACCUUGUCGUGUUAUGACUUUCCUUACUUCCCUCACACAUCAUAUUUGAUUUUCUAGGGACUACAGUAUGUAAAUCAGGAGGCAAAGGGCAGAAAUAUAAAUAUAUGUGUUUUGCUUUUUCCCCUUCGUCGUUUUGCCUUGAUCAGAGGGA